ACAGUGCCCACCUCUCUUCAGCUAGGGCCAAGGGUGAGGACCUGGCUGCAGAUCUGUGGGACACGUGGCCCUAGGCUGUGUCCUGAGCCCCUGGCCACCCCACCCCAAGGGUCCCCAGACUCCAUGUGCCCCCACAGCCCUGGAAAUCAAGGUGACUCUUUCUGGGCCUGAUCCCAAGCAAAUAUUUAUUAACUGCCUGCUGUGUACACAGCCCUGGCUGGGCCUGAAAAGGCAAGAACUGGCUCCAAGGUCCUGGCCCCGUCUGAGGAAACUGUCGCCCAACACAAUGACAGCAAUUGUGGGCAGCAGCCGGGGAGACGGAGCCGGAGCUCCCAAGCAGGGGCGGCCGCAGCCAGGGUUGGGAGCCUUCACGGGUCAUUAGCUUGCUUAAUGGUGCUGCAAUAGGCCCGCCGGCCUCCCCUGAGACACCCAGAAGAGGCAGAGGUCACGAGGUGGUCUGGCUCCUUCUCCAGGGCAGCUGGCACCGUCUGCCCCCCCUACCAGGGGUGCGCCCGCAUGGCCACAGGAUGCAGGGUCAGGGAGCAGGGGAGGAACUGAGUCUCCCUUGUGCAGGCACAAAGGCGGCCUCAGGACCAGGGACCCAGCUGGGCACCAGCUGCUGGCUGGCAUGGCCUGCCUGCCGGCGCUGGGGGGCCCACGGGGGUGAGCCAGAGGCCUGGCUUUCCCCGGGGCCAAAGGGCUCCAGGAGGCAACGGCUGCUUCCCCAGGCCCUGCCAGAGCCCUGGCAACAGGGUCAUGGUGCGGCUGGCGGUGCUGGGGGGCAGGUGGGUGCUCUGGGUCCACUUCAUCAUGGUUUCCGGGGAGCAGUGCAGGAAGACGAGCUUGGUGCAGAGCCCCCACAGGCAGGCUAGUGCACAGCCCCAAGGAAGCGCUCCCAGAUGAACUUGGCCGAGAGCAUCACCACAGCCACGCGGAGCCCAGCGAUGCUGGGGAAAGUAGGCGGGGCUAGGACCCCACCCACACCCCCUCCCUGGAAUCCCAGGGCCCACCUGGGUGAUGUUAUCCCAGAGACAGGGACAAGAGAUGGGAGGAUGGAAAUGUCUCUCUGGGAAAAAGGCUGCAGGAGCUGGAGGUGAUAAGCAGAGCAGGUGAAGGAAAGGGAGGCCCCCUCCUCCCUCCAUGUUAGAGAAGGGAGCCCUAGAUCUGGCCACCAGCGGCCUGUGCCCACCUGGGGCUGAGGGCACACAGGGCUGCACAUACACACUCAAGGCUACUGUGAGAACAGGUGAGCAGGGCCAGAGGGCUGUGGAAAGCCCGGCUGAAGGCUGCACCUCCAGGCUGAAGAGAGCUUUACCAGCAUCCACCAGGAAGCCUGGGCUCUGGGGCUGUGUCAUUGUAGAUGACCAUUUCCAGGUCGUGGCCACAGCCCCGGUUCUGGUCACAGCUGGGCCACCAAUCCUCCUGCGCCACCCACCACUUAGCCACCGGGCCGUCUUCAGGGCAUCGGCCGGCCUCAGCUGCUGCAGCCAGACCCUGGCGUUGCGGAAGAAGGCCGGCCAGUCCACAUCCUGCAGCCUACAAGGAGGUCAGGUCUUUGUCAGCAAAGGUGGGAAACCAGGGGAGCGGCGGCACCAGGCCCCAGAGACAUUUGAAAUGACCUCAGAAGACCCAGGGCCACUCAGGGUGACCACAUCAGGGAGCUGCCUCUGACAGGCUGUGACGGAUGUUUAAGGAAGGGAUCGAUGGUCAUCUGACUCUCAGGAGUGCAGGAGAGGCCACUGAGAUCCAUUCAGAAGGGACUGGCUGUUGGUCCCUGUGGACUUGGCCUCUGGCUGGUGGUGAGGAGGAAGAGUUCUCGCCACUCAUCCUCUGGCCCCUGCUGCCCAAGGAAGCAGACUCCUGUGAGCUGAGUUCUGGGAAGUCCGUCUCCAGCAGGAGCUGCAGGCCAAGGGCACAUCUCUGUGAUCGUGUGUCACCAUGGCGGUGCGUGCGUGCAUGCGUGUGCACUGGUCUGUGGCCUGUGGUGCGUGAGUUCCACUGGGACCCAUGUGAGGUGAAGGGUCUCCCACCUCCCCUCUCAUUAGGACCCUCCCUGUGCCACAUAGACACCCAUCUGUGCCUUCCCCUUCUGUGCCACCAGAAAUGGAAGAGAUAGACACUUAAAAGAAGCAACUCAAAUGGAAUGAAAUUGUUUCUAUUGGGGAAUGCUCAGACAUUCAAUCAUCUUAGAAAAUCCCACCCCACCUCCCGCUGCAGAUUAAUUACUCUAAGUGCAACUCCAAUCGGGCUGGUGACCCCCCAGGAAACCUCUGAAGCUGUCCCAGGCUGUUCCCAACAUGGGGCCUCCAACUCUGGCACACCAGGACCCGAGGCCCCUGACAGGCUCCUCGUUCCUGCCUCGCUCAAGGCUCAGGUCCCCCACCUGAAAUACCCCCUCCCACCAGCAUCUCCUGCCUCGCUCCCGCUGCCAGGUCCCCGAAAGCUCUUGUUCAUGAGCUCGCCUGCCGUCCACAGCCCCCACCAGAACCCAAGUGGCUGUGGAAUUCGCUGCCCUGAUUCUCUGCCCAGAGCCUUGGUCCAGACUGUGUUCCCUGGCGAAUUAGUGUUCAGCAUUUUUGUUUGUUUGUUUGUUCUUUAACAAAAGAUUGUUUUGGUUUGAGAUUCAGCAAAAACACACACUGCAUUCAGCUCCUCUCCAUUCAGGACUCAGUAAAUUGGUUGU
Symphalangus syndactylus (siamang) is the source of this 2683-nucleotide messenger RNA. RefSeq lists its product as uncharacterized. The record is from RefSeq and is a predicted model, not a curated record. Lineage: Eukaryota; Metazoa; Chordata; Mammalia; Primates; Hylobatidae.